UCACAAGUUCAAGAACAACGCUGGCCGGCAGAAUCGUUGCGGCCAUAGCGAGCGAUACACGCGAGCGCGGGAAAUACGUGUUCGUAAUUUGAAAUUUAAGUGUGUUUUUUUUUUAAUUUUCUUCAUUGCUAAGGUUGACGAACAUUCAGCGAUGCAGAACCUCAUAAGAUCAGCAAUCCUGCUACUCGCAGUAGCAGCUACAUGUGCUGCGCCAGCAUCCAACAACAACCUGACAGAAGACAAGAAGGAGCCGACCACGCACGAGCUCCUCAGCUCCUUGGGGCUCAAAAAGCUGAGAGUCCCCGCCGCCCACCACCGGAAGCGGCUAGCGGAACAGGGCAGGCGACACGGGACAGGCGACUCCCGGAUGUACGUCAUCAAAUUGCCCCCAAACAUGAAUUACUAUAGCAACAUAGACCCCGCGCCAGCCGCAGCCAGAACUCUGCCGCUACAGAUGACAAGCAACGGUAAACCAGCCAGAGUGUAUCAUUGGAACCUCCCGGUUCUCCAUAAGCUUGCGAAGAACCGACCCCAAGCAAGGCUAAACGACGAUAAUAUUGUAGACGUGGAGAGCACACCGACGUGGCCAAAAGGACACCCGAAUUCCAUAGAAGCGAUGGCGUACUAUGUGCCCGCGAAAAAGCCGUCUUUCAGGAAGUAUUACUCUGGUAAUGGAAAACCUAAAUCGUUCUACGUCCUGGAGAAGAACAAGAGUGCCGUGGAGUAUCACAAGCUGUUGCCGUAAUCUUUCAUAACGUUAUCGUCAGACUUGUAUUCAAUGAUCGCUUAAAUAUUGCUAAUAUUUGCAAUUUUUGACGUUUGGCUAAAUCGAACUAUUCAAAUAUCCACCGAAAAA
Zerene cesonia (dogface butterfly) is the source of this 856-nucleotide messenger RNA. RefSeq lists its product as uncharacterized. Bases 152 to 745 code for a protein of 197 amino acids. The transcript is spliced from 2 exons. The record is from RefSeq and is a predicted model, not a curated record. NCBI's taxonomy places the organism in Eukaryota, Metazoa, Arthropoda, Insecta, Lepidoptera, Pieridae.